Drosophila grimshawi is the source of this 1084-nucleotide messenger RNA. RefSeq lists its product as uncharacterized. NCBI's taxonomy places the organism in Eukaryota, Metazoa, Arthropoda, Insecta, Diptera, Drosophilidae. The transcript has 4 exons. The coding region runs from base 223 to 837 and encodes 204 amino acids. The record is from RefSeq and is a predicted model, not a curated record.
UGUGUUUUGUUGUGUUUUGGAUCGUAUUAUCUAUUUGAUAAACUUCAUCACUGAAAAAUUGGCAGUGCGAGCCGCUUGAGUGCCAAAUCACAGAUUCACAUUCAAGCGGAAAUUAGUCAAGUCAAUAAAGUGAAGUUCUGUGCGCUGUACGACGAAAAAAAAAAAAAAAUCCCAAACUCCCGUAGAAUCUUUAGGAAAUUCUUUGUUCAAAUCGACGCAAAUAUGAUCGAGAGACGCAGUCAACUGGAUAAGAUAAUUAUCACAGCCAUGGACCGCUUUGUAUGGUUUGUGCUGCUGGUGGUCAUGACCCACCUGGUCACUGAGUUUACACGGGUCACUGGCUAUGCAAGAGGACAACGACACGAGCUGAUGCUAAUCAACGAUACGCUGCUGCAGCCAAUGCCGGUGCAGAAUAUGCUGCUCUACCCCAGUAACGACUAUGUGCACUAUGACCGCCCCUCGUCCGCCUUGAGCAGCAGCAACAGUGUGCAACAGAAUGCGGCUCUGGUGCUGAGCAAUCUGGGCGCCGCAAUGUCAAAUGUUGCUGGCAACAAUGCGCCUGCUGCUGCUGCUGCCACUGAGCCAAGCUAUUCGUUCUUCAGCCUGAGGCCAUUAAUUGACAGCAUUUUCGAGAUACCCAUAUCGACUUUGCGUGCAGUGAACAAUCUUGUGGGUCGCCUCACCGGCAGCUAUCGUCAGGCACCGGAAGGGGUGCAAAAAGCGGCAGGCAUUGUGGUGGAGGCGCCACUCCGACUGCCAGCGGGCAAUUCAGCUGCCGUGCCCGGCAACUUUAAGCUGUCAGCUCAGCGACAGCAGAUGCGCGAGGAGCUGGCGUAGUUGACGCACAAGCGUGUCAGUUGAUAUUUACAUUUUAUGUUUACAUCAUUUUGUAAUUAGUUUUGUAAUUGACCUUUGACCUUGAGGCCGGGCAACAACAAGGCGCACACGUUUCUCAGUGUUGUGCAUAGUCGGCCUUUUUUUUAUAUAAAUAUAUGUAAAAAUCUUAGGUGGGUUUCUGUGUGUGUGAUUAUUGUUGUAUGUGUGCGCGUUUGUGUUUCGAUGCAUUUUCCAUCAUUAUUAUUAG